AUGGCUCCGUCCAAAGUUGAGACAGCAUCUCAGCCAGGCAUCACCUCCAAGGUCGAUGUACCUGAGGGCCUGAAGCUCAUACCCCAAGAAAAAUUGGACCUUCGUUCAGAUGAAGAGAUUGCCGCAUGGCUCCAAAUUCGACAUCCUGUCAAGUCGGACAAGAAUGUUUGGGCAUUCUGGCAUUCGGGCUAUAGCAACAUGGCUCCUUGGGUCCAGCGCAAUGUAAUCAACUGGGUCCGCCGUCUCGGUCCAGAAUGGACAGUGCACCUUCUCGAUCGUGUGCCCAAUUCCGAGACCAACAUCUAUCAUUUUGUCGAGGAAUCAUUUUUUCCCGAUGCUUUUAAUAACAAUACCAUGGAUGGGCCUCACGUCGGCCCUCAUCAAGGAGAUCUCAUCCGGCUUCCUUUACUCUGGAAGUAUGGUGGGGUUUGGAUGGAUGCCGGGUCUUUCUUGUUUCGACACAUAGACGACAUAUGUUGGAAGGAAAUUGAAGACCCCAAUUCACCUUAUGAGAUGGCCGGUUUCGUUAUCGAGAUCCGACCAGAUGUUUUAACCAUGCUAAACGGGUUUAUCGCCGCAAAACGCAACAAUCCCUUCAUUAAACGCUGGCACGAGAUAUAUGUGGCACUUUGGGAAGGGAAGACCAACUCUGAAGGCUUUCAUAAGUCUCCUCUCCUCAAGCAUCUGCCUCUUCUCUGCCCGCCCGUUGACAAGAUGAAUUGUCCAGAUCUUGGGGUGAUGAUGGAGGGUUUCAGUGAUUAUCUUUCCCACUUCAUGGCGUUUGAGCGGCUGAGGAAGCUCAUUGAUCCCUCUGAUGGAUUCAAUGGGCCUGAAUACUACCAAAAGCACAUGUUCCUCGCUCCCGCUCUUCAAGAGACGUUCUAUUUCCAGCAAGUCACAGGCUGGUCUGGCACACGCCAAUUUGAGCUCCUUACAAAGCAGCGCACAGGUGAAGGUGUUGUCAAGGAUGAGACUUGGCAAGCCGCAGAAGAUUUCGUCAAAGAUGCACUUGCCAAUACAUCUACAAUGAAACUUUCACACGGUCCUCCAGGAGCGCUGGAUUCGUUUCUGGCAGACCUUUGGGACUCCAAAGAGCACCAGGAAAAGGAUAACAUCAAAGGUACAUUUGCGGCCUAUCUGAGAUACGGAAGUGUGCAUUUUGAUCAGACGCGCAAGUUGAAGCCCCUGGUUUUUGAUAUCACGAAUGAGGAGGUACUCCACGUUGGAGUUUUGGAACCGAAAAAGGAUUAG
Trichoderma virens Gv29-8 is the source of this 1251-nucleotide messenger RNA. RefSeq lists its product as uncharacterized. The transcript has a single exon. Gene Ontology annotation, molecular function: glycosyltransferase activity. The record is from RefSeq and is a predicted model, not a curated record. The coding region runs from base 1 to 1251 and encodes 416 amino acids. Lineage: Eukaryota; Fungi; Ascomycota; Sordariomycetes; Hypocreales; Hypocreaceae.